UGGAGACAACAGUGCUCUUUGCAGAAGAGGGGGUGGGGAGGGUCUCGGGGUUGUAACGGGGAGAGGGACAGAAGGGCUGUGGGAUUAGAGGGGGAAGGGGACAGAGAACCGGUUGGAGGCGCCGUGCUGGGUAUAGCAGGGCGAGCGAAGGAUGGAGAAAUAGAUACCAGCUGGACACGGAAAGGAGGGCUUGAGAGAGGUAGUUUGGGAAAGGGACUCCAGAGGCCCUGGUGUAUGUGAGGGGGAGCAGGCAACUGAGGCGUAUAGAGAAAAGCGAAGAUGUAAGUCUUGGCUUAUAUAUAGAGCUGAGGAGAGAGGGACCCUUGGGGGGGUGGAUGCAGCGAGUUCAGGGGCCCUGGGGUACACAGAAGGCAUGCAGCCGAGGGUCGUGGAGACACACAUGAAAUCGAGAUGAUGGAUUAGAGAGUGGGGCGAGUAUAUGGAGACUUUGAGGUGCUAAAGUUGCCGCUCCAGAUGCUGCUGCUGCCCCCGCGGCCACCCCACCCUCGGUCCUCCUCUCCGGAGGCCAUGGACCCACCGCCCCCCAAGACUCCCCCUUUCCCCAAGACGGAAGGCCCUUCCUCCACUCCUUCUUCAGCUGCGGGGCCACGACCCCCGCGGCUGGGCCGCCACCUGCUCAUCGACGCCAACGGAGUCCCCUACACGUACACGGUGCAGCUGGAGGAGGAGCCCCGGGGCCCGCCCCAGCGCGAGGCACCCCCAGGAGAGCCCGGCCCUCGCAAGGGCUACAGCUGCCCAGAGUGCGCCCGUGUGUUUGCCAGCCCUUUGCGGCUGCAGAGCCACCGCGUGUCACACUCGGACCUCAAGCCCUUCACUUGCGGCGCCUGCGGCAAGGCCUUCAAGCGCUCCAGCCACCUGUCCCGGCAUCGCGCCACGCACCGCGCCCGCGCUGGCCCGCCGCACACCUGCCCCCUCUGCCCGCGCCGCUUCCAGGACGCCGCAGAGCUGGCGCAGCACGUGCGCCUCCACUAAGCUCAUACCCAGGUCUGGGCCUCCGCGUCUGUCCCACACAGCAGCACUCCCACACACACUCCCUGGCUGUGAUGAGGUUACUGCCUUACACUGGGCCUCAGUUUCCCCAUCUAGCCAAAGGGAGAAACGUCAUUCCUUCCCUCUCCCUAGUUGUGUGAUGUAGACCACGUCUUUGUCCCUCCCUGGGUCUGGGAGCCAGUCGGAACUGGGUUCCGGCCCAGCUGUGCUGUGUGAGCCUUUGCAAGUGACUUAAACUUUCUGAGCCCUGGUUUUCUGCUCUGAAGUGGUAAACGGUUGUCUGCGUGGAAGAUUUGACAAAAGAGCACAGGCACGGUCUGGUUCCUUUCUGUAUCUUACCCUGUUCCACCCACUCCUCUCACCCUUUACUCAAUAAACAUUCCGCACUCCA
Molecule: messenger RNA, 1402 nt
Organism: Rhinolophus ferrumequinum (greater horseshoe bat)
Lineage: Eukaryota; Metazoa; Chordata; Mammalia; Chiroptera; Rhinolophidae
Gene: ZNF580
Product: zinc finger protein 580
Exons: 2
Coding region: 475-993 (172 amino acids)
Biological process (GO): regulation of transcription by RNA polymerase II
Cellular component (GO): nucleus
Molecular function (GO): RNA polymerase II cis-regulatory region sequence-specific DNA binding; DNA-binding transcription activator activity, RNA polymerase II-specific
Source: RefSeq, a predicted model, not a curated record